AUCAAUCCAAUUCGAAUUAAUCAAUUUAUGCAACUGGUUCAUUUCGUAUCGCACAUUGAAAUAAGAAAUAAAUUCUUUUCGUUCGCCCGUUCACGUUCAUUUAACUCGGACGAUUACGGGAGCCUCGAAACGGCAAUUACAUAUCUCAUCUUCUACAAGAAGAUCGAGAGCUAGCAUGGCAAACACCGAGAGCCACGUAGGGCCAGACCUACGAAUCAGCACUAUAAAAGAGAAACCGAUAGAAGAGACCACAGAGACCAUAAAAACGUUGGAUCAAAAAGGAACGGAGGUCAAGAGCAAGAUCUAUGUGCAACUAAUUUCAGCUGUCAUAGUGAAUUUCACGUUAAUCUCCGCUGGGAUGAUGUUCACCUGGUCCGCGGUCUCUUUGGUGAAACUCGAGGACCCGAAAUCGGAUAUCCAUUUAACCACGGACCAAGGAGGAUGGUUAGCUACGAUCCUGUUAAUCGGCGCCUGCUUUGGACCAUCGGCGUCCCUCCUCUUGCUAGACCGUAUCGGUCGUAAAUGGUUUCUCUAUGGCUUGUCGGUACCCACCGUGUUUUGCUGGGUACUGAUCUACUUCGCCGACCGCUGGGAAUGGAUACUGGUCGCGAGGUUUUUCGGCGGAAUACCCCUCGGGGCGAUAUACGCCAUGGUACCCGUGUAUUUAGGCGAGCUGGUGGAGACCAGGAUCAGAGGGGCUGCCGGCGCGAUGAUGGUUCUAUCCUUGAACAUCGGAUUCAUGAUCAUCUUCGCCGUUGGGCCCAAGGUCGACAGAAAGACUCUGUCUCUGAUCUGUUUGGUACCAACGGCGGUCUACUUGGUAUCGGCACCGUGGAUACCGGAUUCCCCGUACUACUACUUGAAGAAGGGUAAAACAAAAUGCGCCUCGUUAACGCUCGCCUUGCUGCGACGUAAGGAGGACAACACGUCGGAGAUAAAAGACAUGCAUAAACUGAUAGAGGAGGAGAAGACCGGCGGUAUUAAAGAACUGUUCCGAAACCCGACGAGCAGGAAAGGUUUCCUAUUACUACUCUUGUUAUUAGCUGGACAACAGUUGUGCGGAUCGACAGCCAUUCAGGCUUAUUACAUCUCAAUAAUUGAGGAUAUGCAUAUCAUCUGGUUGGACACGUAUUACGCUUUAUUAAUAAUCAACGGAAUAAACGUAGUGUCUUCGAUAAUCUCGACUGUACUGGUAGACAAGCUAGGCAGGAAGCCGGUCUACAUAGUGUCCUCCAUAGGCACGAGUUUCUGCCUGUUCGCGUUAGGCGCUUAUUUUCUGCUGCAACAUUUUGGAAUAGACGUGAAAGCUUUCUCGUUGGUACCGCUGAUCGUGAUUCUGAUCUACACGAUCCUGUUCUCGUUCGGCGUGGCUCAGAUCCCGGCUAUAGUGCAGUCAGAAAUAUUCCCGAUCAACGUGAAGAGCUGGGCGUCGACCCUAGCCAACACUUACGGCUCUGUUCUAGGCAUGCUUGUUACCAAGAUUUUUCAGUUGAUGGUCGAUGGUUGGGGAUAUCACGUUGUAUAUUUAACCCUCGCCGUGAUGGAGUUAAUUGUUGCCAUAACGGUGAUCGUGAUUAUGCCGGAGACCAAACAAAAAUCGUUCGCGGAAAUCCAGGAAUUGUUGAAAAAUGGGAGUAACAAGAAACGAAUUGUUCAAUAA
Messenger RNA from Ceratina calcarata, 1660 nucleotides. Its product is annotated as facilitated trehalose transporter Tret1. Gene Ontology annotation, biological process: transmembrane transport. Gene Ontology annotation, molecular function: transmembrane transporter activity. Bases 176 to 1660 code for a protein of 494 amino acids. NCBI's taxonomy places the organism in Eukaryota, Metazoa, Arthropoda, Insecta, Hymenoptera, Apidae. The transcript has 4 exons. Gene Ontology annotation, cellular component: membrane. The record is from RefSeq and is a predicted model, not a curated record.